UUUUCACCCAACCUGUUCAAAUCCGCAAAAAUCAUCCCGUCCUGUCCUGCUAAGAUGACUCCUAAUGAAAGUUCCGAGACCACUCCGCAUCUUGACCCGCCAUACGACAUUGUCAGCUUUUGGUGUGGUGAUAAAGAUAGAACUGAAAUGACUGUGAUGUGCUACAAUAGGCGCUUUGAUAUUCGAGCCCUAGCCAAAAACAUGGAGCAGUGUCCAGCAAUCAAACAUGAAUUUUUGGAUUUGAUAAAGGACCUUUUGUGUAUGGAUAAUGAUGACUUCCAGUUUAUACCUGGCCAACCAGACCCAAUGGAGGAGAUGUGCUACUGGAUGGCAAAGGCUUGUUUUGCACACUUCCAUAUCCUGGCACCUUGUCCAACUGAGCCGCGGAUAAUAACCUUAGAGGAAUAUUACAUGACACCAGCAAUUCAUUUGACCAUAACAGUUGAUGAUGGCAAAUUAACUGCAAUCCAAUCCUCACACAAACCCAAACCAGAUGACCUUAUGCCCCGAACCUGCCUUUCAUCAUCAUAUACUGCUAUGGCUGCUAGCAUUCCUCUACUUGAUCCUUCGAAGGUGAAAUUACCCUGGGAUUCAAAAAAUGAAAGACCACUACGACCUUCAAAAGUGCUUGUGGGUAAUAAGAAGCAAUUUUUCAAACCAGCUUAUCGAGAGCUAUUACAACAUACUGAACGCGAAAUCAAGACACUGCUCCACCUACAUCAGUCAGGGCUAAAUGACAAAAUCCGAGUACCUAAAAUUCACGCUUUUGUUUCAUCUGGAAAUAAGAGCAAUAUGGAAAUUUGUGAUAUCCUCAUCACCUAUAUCAAGUUUCGCUGCACAUUGGCUUCUCAAGAUAAUAUCCAAAAGGCAGCACCAAAUCUACAAGAAACAUGGAUUCAUCAGUUGAAAGAGAUGGUCAAUGAGUUUCACAAAGCUGGAAUUAUCUGGGGAGAUGUUAAACCAGGAAAUGUUCUCAUUGAUAUGGAUAACAACCUAUGGAUUAUAGAUUUUGGGGGAUCUUACACACCAGGCUGGGUUAAUGAAGAGUUGAUGGAAACAGUGGAAGGGGAUUUGCAAGGACUAUCAAAGAUCAUAAGUUUUAUUAAUGACAGGGAGAUAGAGACUAAGUAAUCCAUUCUUAUGGUGGAUGUGCAAUCAGUCAUCUGGAGCUUCUUUUGUAUUUUUCAUCAAUAGCAGUUUCAAUUGUUGCCGGUGUAUUUCCCCAAAGGAAGCGGGCGAACAUCCUGCGUUUUAUUUGCGCCGUCGUAGCCAGAUGCAGACUUCCCUUGUGGACGCCAUGCCAUGCCCAUGUGGUCUAUCGGUUGCUGUCCAUCUCUACGCUUGUUGUCACCCAUACGUGUCAUACCUAUUGCAAUUGUGAGCUACAGGGAAUGCACAGUGGACACAUCCUGAGCUAUCAAAUGGCUUCUUUUCUAUCAUAGAGCCUAUCAGUUCUUAAUUAUUGCUUGUAUCAAAAGGUCGAUGCGUUGUCAGACAUUGGGGAGAUAGCAAAAUGAGAGCCGAUUACCGCAC
Messenger RNA from Blastomyces dermatitidis ER-3, 1533 nucleotides. RefSeq lists its product as uncharacterized. Gene Ontology annotation, molecular function: protein kinase activity; ATP binding. The record is from RefSeq and is a predicted model, not a curated record. Gene Ontology annotation, biological process: protein phosphorylation. Lineage: Eukaryota; Fungi; Ascomycota; Eurotiomycetes; Onygenales; Ajellomycetaceae. Bases 55 to 1131 code for a protein of 358 amino acids. The transcript has a single exon.